AUGGCUACGUCGGUGGGAGCUGCAGCCGGGCGACUGCGGCGGGUCAUCUGCAGGAUGCCCCCGGGACGAGAUCCCAGCCGUAGACCGCUCUCAUCCGAGCCCCGUCCAGCCCGGGCCACGGCCGUGCGGCAGGCCUUCUUGAGCUUUUUUCGGGAUCGCCAUGGCCACCGACUAUUGCCGUCCGCUUCCGUGCGGCCCCGCGGCGACCCCAGUUUGCUUUUCGUCAACGCGGGGAUGAACCAGUUCAAACCAAUCUUCUUGGGUACUGUGGAUCCACGAAGCGAGAUGGCAGGCUUCCGACGUGUGGCCAACAGCCAGAAGUGUGUGAGGGCUGGAGGACGCCACAGUGACCUAGAGGAUGUGGGCCAAGACCUUUCCCAUCAUACCUUCUUUGAGAUGCUUGGCAAUUGGGCUUUUGGGGGUGAAUACUUUAAGGAGGAAGCUUGCAGCAUGGCCUGGGAACUGCUGACUCAGGUCUACGGGGUCCCUGAAGACAGGCUCUGGGUCUCCUACUUUGGUGGUGACCCCAAGGCAGGACUGGGUCCAGACCUAGAGAGUAGGGACAUCUGGCUGAGCUUAGGGGUGCCUGCCAGCCAUGUGCUUUCCUUUGGACCACAAGAGAACUUUUGGGAGAUGGGGGAUACUGGCCCCUGUGGACCCUGUACCGAGAUCCACUAUGAUCUGGCUGGUGGGGUGGGAGCCCCCCAGCUGGUGGAGCUUUGGAAUCUGGUCUUCAUGCAGUACAACAGAGAAGCAGAUCGAAGCCUGCAGCCCCUGCCCCAGCGGCAUGUGGACACAGGAAUGGGCCUGGAAAGGCUGGUGGCUGUGCUACAAGGCAGAUGCUCCACCUACGACACUGACCUCUUCUCCCCACUGCUCAGUGCCAUACACCAGGGUUGCGGAGCACCCCCUUACUUGGGCCGGGUAGGGGCAGCUGAUGAGGGGCGCACAGACACAGCGUACCGCGUGGUGGCCGAUCACAUCCGCACACUCAGUGUCUGCAUUGCCGAUGGUGUCUGCCCUGGAAUGUCAGGAGCCCCGCUAGUUCUUCGUCAGAUUCUCCGCCGAGCUGUACGGUUCUCUGCAGAGGUGUUGCGGGCACCCCCUGGCUUCCUAGGCAGCCUGGUGCCUGUAGUGGUGGAGACACUGGGGGACACUUACCCAGAACUACGGAAGAACUCUGCCCAGAUAGCCAACCUGGUGUCAGAGGAUGAGGCAGCCUUCCUGGCCUCUCUGCAGCGGGGUCGGCGGGUCAUCGAUCGGACCUUGAGGCGCCUGGGGCCUUCUGAUAUGUUCCCUGCCGACGUGGCCUGGUCCCUGUCACUGUCGGGGAACAUAGGACUCCCCUUGGACCUGUUGGAGCUGAUGCUGGAGGAGAAAGGGGUGCAGCUGGACUCUGCUGGGCUGGCACGGCUGGCCCAGGAGGAGGCCCAGCAUCAGGCACGGCAGGCUGAGCCAGGGCAGGAACAGGGACUGCGGCUUGACAUCCAUGCGCUGGGGGAGCUACAACGCCGAGGGGUGCCCCCAACCGAUGACAGCCCUAAGUACAACUAUUCCCUGCAACCCAGUGGGGGUUAUGAGUUCCACACCUGUGAGGCCCAGGUGCUCCAGUUGUAUACAGAAGAUGGAUCAGCCGUGGCCUCUGUGGGAGAAGGCCGGCGCUGUGGCCUCCUCUUGGACAAAACCAACUUCUACGCUGAACAGGGGGGUCAGGCUUCAGACCGAGGCUACCUGGUACGGGUGGGACAGGAGGACGUGCUAUUCCCAGUGGUCCAGGCCCAGGUCUGUGGAGGCUUCAUUCUGCAUGAGGCAGUGGCCCCUGAGUGCCUGAAGGUGGGGGAGCAGGUACAGCUGCAUGUGGAUAAGGCCUGGCGUCUGGGCUGCAUGGAGAAGCACACAGCCACCCACCUACUAAACUGGGCUCUGCGGCAGGCCCUGGGCCCUGGCACUGAGCAGCGAGGUUCCCAUCUCAAUCCUGAGCGGCUGCGCCUCGAUGUGGCCACCAAGGCUCCACUGACCCCAGAGCAGCUCCGGGCUGUGGAGGGCACUGUGCAGGAGGCCGUGGGGCAGGAUAAGGCCGUGUACAUGGAGGAGGUGGCCCUGGCACAUACCGCCCAUGUUCCUGGGCUGCGCUUUCUGGAUGAAGUAUACCCAGACCCUGUGCGGGUGGUGUCAGUGGGGGUGCCUGUAGCCCAGGCACUGGGCCCAGGCUCCCAAGCUGCGCUGCAGACCUCUGUGGAGCUGUGCUGUGGGACGCACCUGCUACGCACAGGGACAAUAGGGGAUAUGGUCAUCAUCGGGGAGCGCCAGCUCACCAAGGGCACCACUCGCCUGCUGGCCAUCACUGGGGAGCAGGCCCGGCAGGCCCGAGCGCUAGGCCAGAGCCUGGCCCAGGAGGCGGAAGCAGCUGCGGGGCGGCUGAGUCAGGGCAGCCGGGAGCUGGUGGAGGCGCGGCGACUGUCCAGGGACAUUGGGCGACUCACUGAUGUCAUGGAUAACGCCACGAUGCCCCAAUGGCAGCGGCGAGAGCUUCAGGCCACACUGAAGGUAAUGCAGCGGCGUGCCAACACUGCCAUCCGAAAGCUGGAGAUGGGGCAGGCUGCACAGAAAACCCAGGAGCUGCUACGGCGGCACUCGGGGGCACCUCUGAUUGUGGACACAGUGUCCACUGAGUCCCUCUCAGUGCUGGUGAAGGUGGUGCGGCAGCUGUGUAAGCAGGCACCCCACACGUCCGUGCUCCUCCUCAGCCCCCAGCCCCUGGGGCAUGUGUUGUGUGCCUGUCAGGUGGCCCAGAGUGCUACACCAGCCUUCACAGCAGAGGCCUGGGCACUGGCUGUAUGCAGCCACAUGGGGGGCAAGGCCUGGGGCUCUCAAGUCGUGGCCCAGGGCACCGGAAACGCUGCUGACCUGGAAGCUGCCCUCAGUACAGCCCGAGCCUAUGCCCUCAACCAGCUCUGACCCAGACCUGCCCAGGGACUGCUGUGGACUGAAGAGAUAGGCCAGUGCCAGGAACCCUGAGGAGCCCGCAGAACCUCCCCUGAGGCAGAAGCAGAGGACUGGAGUCUGCAGGCCAAGCAGCUGAGCCAAAGAGGACUGCCUUGCCCUGGGCCCUGUGUGGACACAAGGAGAUGUGGGCUGCAGAAGGCAGAAGGGGGCCCAGAGACACACCCCUAUUAGGGGGAUGUGAAGACAUGGGCUCUUCUGGCUGUGACUGCUCAUUAAAAAGUAUUUCACAGAGGACAGGAAGCUCCAGAAGGCCUUUUAAAAAAGAGCAGCCUUUCCCCAUCCUGGCAACCUGGCAUGGGUGCCCCAUCACCCAUCUGACCCCUCACACUGGGCUGAAUCCCACCCAGCAGCCAAAUCAGAACCGUCUCAUCGCCACAAGUGCUCAGACAGGCUGGCUGUGCCAGCCUGUUUUGGGCGCCUGCAAAGGCCUCCCUGGCCACCAAGAUCCAGAACUGUCAUGUGAAAGUCACGACAGCUGGGCAGGUCCUCUCUGGUGUCACUUCGUUAACAAUGACCUCAUUUUAACGAAGGCCCUAGUGAGUUGUUGGUAAAGAGAAUAACGGAUAA
Molecule: messenger RNA, 3573 nt
Organism: Manis pentadactyla (Chinese pangolin)
Lineage: Eukaryota; Metazoa; Chordata; Mammalia; Pholidota; Manidae
Gene: AARS2
Product: alanyl-tRNA synthetase 2, mitochondrial
Exons: 22
Coding region: 1-2958 (985 amino acids)
Biological process (GO): alanyl-tRNA aminoacylation; tRNA modification
Cellular component (GO): mitochondrion; cytoplasm
Molecular function (GO): aminoacyl-tRNA deacylase activity; nucleic acid binding; alanine-tRNA ligase activity
Source: RefSeq, a predicted model, not a curated record